UUUCUUUUCUUUUUCCCUCACAUCUUCCUUCAGUCGUUGAUUUUCUACAUCCCCCAUCUUUCUGCCUCUCCACUCUUACUCACGAUCGCAUCCCUUCAGCUCAUUUGCCUUUCUCAUUCACAUUUCUCUCUCUCUCUCUCUCUUUUUUUUUAAGCUAAGCUGAUCAACACUUCUUUUUACACACCUUAAAUCCCUUCAACAGUACAAAACUAUGGCCGGUGGUUCAAAACUUUCACCUUUUGGUCAUGCCAUAGCUGGAACCGGAGGUGCCAUGUUCGCAUUGACGUGUACCUACCCUCUGGACAUUAUCAAGACACGCAUGCAAGUCAGGUCCAAAUCCACGGCUGAUUCAUCAGAUCCAAAUGUUUAUCUAUCUACGACCGAUGCUGUUCAAAAGAUCAUCAAAACCGAAGGUGUUACUGGUUUGUACGCUGGUCUCCUAUCUGGACUUUUAGGUACUGCCUCUCAAAAUUUUGCUUACUUCUAUUGGUAUACAUUUCUCCGAUCCGGUUAUAUUAAGCGACAGCCGGUCGGAGCAACUAUCUCUACAAUCAUGGAGCUGUUGAUCGGUGCUGGUGCUGGUGCUUUGGCACAGAUUUUCACUAUUCCUGUCGCAGUUGUCACCACCCGGCAACAAACCAUGCCCGUUGGUGAGCGAUUGGAUCUCAAAUCAACUGCUAUGGAGAUUGUGAAUGAGGAGGGCUGGACAGGCCUUUGGAAGGGACUCAAGCCUUCUUUGGUGCUGGUUAUCAACCCUGCGAUCACAUAUGGUAUGUACUCGCGCAUUCAGGAAGUGGUAUUGAAGGCGUUCCGUCGCAAGGAUAUGACCCCAGGAUUGGUCUUCUUAGUUGGUGCCUUAGCAAAGACUUUGGCAACUAUUGUCACCUAUCCAUACAUUAUGGCCAAGGUUCGUCUGCAAUGGAAGCCUUCUAAGAAGGAUGCUGCCACCCAUAAGCCAUAUACAGGAGCCAUUGAUGUGCUCCAGCGUGUCUUUGAGAAGGAAGGCCUCAAGGGCUGGUAUACAGGAAUGCAAGCUCAGAUUUCAAAGGCUGUCAUUUCUCAGGCAUUGUUGUUCAUGGUCAAGGAUCAAUUGGAGAAAUACACUAUCCUCUUGUUCGCCCUUCUUUUUCGACAGAAGCGAAACAAAGUCAUGUAAAAAAAGAGAAAAAUGCCUAGGAGAUUAUAUUACUCUGGGAUGAUUCCUCAUCUUGCAUAAAUAUUCCUUAAAGAAGGAAAGCAUUGCCUGUAUCUUGUAUAGCUGUUCUUCUUGAUCUGACUUAAUAGAUCAUUUCAAAACAAAAACAAAAAAUUCCCCACUCUUUUUAUAGACACAUAAUAAAAAAUUCUUUUUAGAUUGGCUACGG
Molecule: messenger RNA, 1364 nt
Organism: Lobosporangium transversale
Lineage: Eukaryota; Fungi; Mortierellomycota; Mortierellomycetes; Mortierellales; Mortierellaceae
Product: mitochondrial carrier domain-containing protein
Exons: 3
Coding region: 212-1156 (314 amino acids)
Source: RefSeq, a predicted model, not a curated record